Molecule: messenger RNA, 1445 nt
Organism: Polychytrium aggregatum
Lineage: Eukaryota; Fungi; Chytridiomycota; Chytridiomycetes; Polychytriales
Product: Alpha/Beta hydrolase protein
Exons: 7
Coding region: 404-1330 (308 amino acids)
Molecular function (GO): hydrolase activity
Source: RefSeq, a predicted model, not a curated record
GUUCGAUUCUACUCUAUUAUGCUCUGCACAUCCCAUAUCGUUCCCGCUCGUCCAGGAUCGAGUGCGCUUCGUCUCUCCCAGACAUGCCAAGGGCCGCAACAAUCGCACAGCGGCCCGGCUCGGACCGCUCAGGCCGAUCUUUGGCUGUCUUGGUGCGCCACCUCCAGGACCAGGCCCGGUCCAACAGACAGAGCCCGGCCAGCAGCCACGAACCGGUUCGUCUUCGUCGGCUUCGUCGUCUUCGUGCCCUUUCGUCGUCAACCUUUCAUCGUUAUCCCUUUCGUCGUCAACCCCAGUCUCGUCCUCGCCCUCGGCUUUGGCUUCAUCCUUUUCGUCCUUUUCGUCCUCGUGUCUGUCGUCAUCCCUUUCGUUUCCGUCGUCUGCGCCGUCGCUGUCCGCAUCCAUGAACUCCCCUACAAAGUCGGCCCGUCUGGCGCUGCGAGAGGAAAUCGCAUUCAUUCCGUCCUCGAGCAAGGUGUCGCUCGAAACCAAGAUCUUCCAUGGGUCCAAGAACAGAGAUACAUGCAUUCUCCUGGCGCAUCCCUACGGCCCCCUCGGCGGCAACAUGGACAACAACGUCAUCCGUGCGCUGUUUGAGAACUUUGCGACCCAGGGCUACAUGACUGUUCGCUUCAACUUCAGAGGAGUUGGCAAGUCAUCGGGACGCACCACCGCCCGAGGCAUGGGCGAGAUCGAAGAUGUCCUCUCCAUCUACAAGUAUGUCCGAGACCAAGUCAAUCUGGCCCCGCGGCGAUUCGUUGUCUGCGGCUACUCGUAUGGCUCGGUGGCCGCAUCUGCCGCGGCCUCGGAGAUCAAGGAGCUAGCAGGCAUCAUUUCCAUAAGCUAUCCAAGCUCGGUGCUUUGGGCCCUGACCUUCUUCAACUCGAAAAAGUUCACCGACGCCUUCGCCUCCACCAGCGUCCCCAAGCUCUUUCUCAUGGGCAACAAGGACAACUUCACGGGCAUAUCGUCGCACACGAGCUUCAUCGACGGCUUCCCCGAGCCCAAGGAGAGCAUCGUCAUGUCCGAUGUGGACCACUUUUGGUUUGGGUACGAGGACAGCAUCUGCGGCCAUGUCAACACCUGGAUGAAGCGAUCCGGGCUGACCAAGCUGCCGUCGGCGCUGUCGACGCCAUCAACGGCGACCAUCCCAGGCACCCCCACAAAGUACGGCUCGGCGAGAUCUCCCGAGUUCCCGACGCCGACCAAGCUCAAGGGUUCACUCAUGGCGCUGGCCGUCAGCAUCAAAGACGACGACGGCGACGACAGCCCCCAGCCUCUCGGCAAGUCGCCGCUGUCUCGCUCAGAACCGGCGCUCUCCAACAAAUAGAUGCACCGGGUACUUCAAAGACACCUGCUCUCUUUCGGGGCAAAUACCACCGUCGAUUCUGUCAAGCGUCGCUAGGAAAUCGAGUCUUGUCAAUAUAGCGACAAAACUGAUGGCA